Messenger RNA from Ostertagia ostertagi, 252 nucleotides. NCBI's taxonomy places the organism in Eukaryota, Metazoa, Nematoda, Chromadorea, Rhabditida, Trichostrongylidae. The record is from the annotation of a GenBank genome assembly.
AUGCAGCUCGUCAUUCUCGACUGUGACACCAUCAAUCAUCCGAGCCAACUGGCCAAAACUAGUCUCGCACCGAUUCAUGUGUAUAUAAAAAUCAGUUCACCCAAGGUGUUGCAACGUCUCAUAAAAUCACGGAACAAAUCACAGUCGCGAAAUAUGAAUGUCCAAAUGGUAGCAGCCGAGAAACUAGCUCAAUGUCCACCGGUUCGUUUUUUUUCACCGAAGCUUCUUUCUAAAGAAAAUCGACCGUCACUU